This is a messenger RNA of Nipponia nippon (crested ibis), 595 nucleotides long. RefSeq names its product trafficking protein particle complex subunit 6B (gene TRAPPC6B). NCBI's taxonomy places the organism in Eukaryota, Metazoa, Chordata, Aves, Pelecaniformes, Threskiornithidae. Gene Ontology annotation, cellular component: cis-Golgi network; trans-Golgi network; TRAPP complex. The record is from RefSeq and is a predicted model, not a curated record. Gene Ontology annotation, biological process: endoplasmic reticulum to Golgi vesicle-mediated transport; regulation of GTPase activity.
UGCACAACGAGAUGGUGGCGGGGCUGUACCGCGCCGCCGAGCAGGGCGAGGGGGAGAACGGGCGCUGCACCACCAAGCUGGAGAGCAUGGGCUUCCGCGUCGGGCAGGGGCUGAUCGAGAGGUUUACAAAAGAUACUGCCAGAUUCAAGGAUGAAUUAGAUAUUAUGAAGUUCAUUUGCAAAGAUUUUUGGACAACUGUAUUCAAAAAACAAAUAGAUAACCUAAGGACUAAUCAUCAGGGUAUUUACGUCCUUCAAGACAAUAAAUUUCGUCUCUUGACACAAAUGUCUGCAGGAAAGCAGUAUUUAGAACAUGCACCAAAGUAUUUAGCAUUUACCUGUGGACUAAUCAGAGGAGGCCUAUCGAAUUUGGGAAUAAAGAGUAUUGUAACAGCUGAAGUUUCAUCAAUGCCUGCAUGUAAAUUUCAGGUGAUGAUACAGAAGAUGUAGAGCACAUUCAAAUCUGGGUAUCUACCUUAACAAUCCUUUGUGUGUGGGCUCAGUAUCUUGGUUCAGCUUUGUAUGUAGCUUGUAAAUUACAGCAGUGUGCAGCACAAUUCCAAAAUGUAUAAUAAAUGUUCAUCAAAACAACACUA